GCAAUACAUCUGGGAGAGCGGCGCCGGUGGCUCUUUCACCGUGCAGAAGGACACCGAGUUGGUUCACGGCGAGAUCAAGCGUGGCACCAAGAUCAUCUGCUACCUGAAGGAAGACCAGUCCGAGUUCCUGGAGGAGCGACGCUUGAAGGACCUGGUGAAGAAGCACUCCGAGUUCAUCGGCUUCCCCAUCGAGCUGUACGUGGAGAAGUCCAAGGAGAAGGAGGUGACGGACUCCGAGGAGGAAGAGGAGGAGAAGAAGGACGAGAAAGAGGGUGACGAGCCAAAGAUCGAGGAAGUGGAUGAGGAGACGUCCGGGCGGGGGGUUAGGGCGCUUGCGAUUUUCCAGUUUCAAGUUUGGGGAGGGGUGGGGGCGGGAGAUGUCCGAGCGUGGCAGCAAAAUCCGGGUUUGCGCUUUCGAUGUUCUCGGAUCGCUGCGGGGAAGGAGAAGGAGAAAGAGGAGAAGAAAAAGAAGACCAAGACGCUCGGCGGACGAGUCGAUGAGUGCAACGGCUCCGAAAUGCUUUCCUAA
Molecule: messenger RNA, 529 nt
Organism: Symbiodinium necroappetens
Lineage: Eukaryota; Dinophyceae; Suessiales; Symbiodiniaceae
Source: the annotation of a GenBank genome assembly